Messenger RNA from Esox lucius (northern pike), 10147 nucleotides. RefSeq names its product ras-specific guanine nucleotide-releasing factor 1. NCBI's taxonomy places the organism in Eukaryota, Metazoa, Chordata, Actinopteri, Esociformes, Esocidae. Gene Ontology annotation, biological process: Ras protein signal transduction; positive regulation of GTPase activity. The record is from RefSeq and is a predicted model, not a curated record. Gene Ontology annotation, cellular component: plasma membrane. Gene Ontology annotation, molecular function: protein binding; guanyl-nucleotide exchange factor activity. The transcript has 28 exons. Bases 427 to 4170 code for a protein of 1247 amino acids.
CAAGAUGCCGUAGCCUACACUUUCACGUGCAGUGCAGACACUCCAAUCUUAAUCAUCACGACCAACUCUUGUGAGAAGAUUUUUUGAAGACGUCAGGUUUUUGUAGACUGUGAAAACAGGGCAUUCUUCGUGUUGUCACUAUGCAGAUGAUAGAGCGUGUUUGUCUGCCUUAAUGCUAUUUGGUCACUCAGCUGCCGUAUACAUUGAGAUCAGCAGAUAGAAGCUUGCCAUUUGCGGAUAAAAGGUUGGCAUCAGCGGACAGAAGCUUGGCAUCAGUUGAUAGAGUCCUGGCAUCAGCGGAUGAGCAUACGGGUGAAGGAUAUAUCCUAAUAUUCAUUGCCCGUGAAGUCGGAAUCUGUUAGAAAGUCAGACGCCAAAAACAUGUAAGAAUCAACAAGGUUUUGCCUGUUUGUAUUCGGCGCCGCGAUGCAGAAGGGGAUAAGACUAAAUGAUGGCCAUGUCACCUAUCUGGCGCUGCUGGCUAAAAAGGAUGGCACGAGACGAGGGUGCCUGUGUAAAAAAAGCUCCGACAACACAAAAUGGCACGCAAAGUGGUUCGCUUUGCUCCAGAACAUGUUGUUUUAUUUCGAGAACGACUCAAGCUCGCGGCCCUCGGGACUGUACCUGUUGGAGGGUUGUGUUUGCGACAGAGCGCCCUCACCCAAACCACCUGUCUCUGCCAAGGACUGUCUUGAGAAACAGUAUUAUUUCACAGUGACAUUCAACCAUGACAACCAGAAGGCCUUGGAGCUUCGGACAGAGGAUGCAAAAGACUGUGAUGAAUGGCUGGCAGCAAUAACCCAGGCCAGUUACAGGAACCUGGCCACGGAGCAUGAAACCCUCAUGCAGAAGUACCUCCAUCUGCUCCAAAUACUGGAGACCGAGAAAACUGUUGCUAAGCAACUUCGCCAGCAGAUAGAGGAUGGGGAAAUUGAGAUUGAGCGUCUGAAAUCAGAGAUAUCCGGACUCCUGAAGGACAACGAGAAGAUCCACUCCACGCCGGAGGUCCCGGCCAGUGAUGACGACGCAGAACUCAAGAAGAUAAAAAUGGUGCAGAGCUUCCUGCGUGGCUGGAUCUGCAGGAGGAAGUGGAAGAGCAUCAUCCAGGACUACAUCCGGUCGCCUCAUGCUGAGAGCAUGAGGAAGAGGAACCAGGUGGUGUUCAGUAUGUUGGACUCUGAGGCAGAAUAUGUGCAGCAGCUUCACAUCCUGGUCAACAACUUCCUUCGGCCACUACGCAUGGCCGCUAGCUCUAAGAAACCGCCCAUCACACACGAUGAUGUCAGCAGCAUCUUUCUCAACAGCGAGACCAUCAUGUUUCUUCAUCAGAUCUUCUACCAGGGUUUGAAGGCCAGGAUAGCCAGUUGGCCAACACUAGUGUUGGCGGACCUCUUUGACAUCUUAUUGCCCAUGCUAAACAUCUAUCAGGAGUUUGUGAGGAACCAUCAGUACAGUCUGCAGAUUCUGGCCCACUGCAAGCAGAACCGAGACUUUGACAAACUGCUGAAGCAGUAUGAGGCCAAGCCAGACUGUGAAGACAGAACCUUGGAGACAUUUCUGACUUACCCAAUGUUCCAGAUUCCUCGCUACAUUCUGACUCUUCAUGAACUGCUCGCUCACACGCCUCACGAGCAUGUGGAGAGGAACAGCCUGGACUACGCCAAGUCCAAACUAGAAGAGCUGUCCAGGAUCAUGCACGAUGAGGUGAGCGAGACGGAGAACAUCCGGAAGAACCUGGCUAUAGAGAGGAUGAUUGUAGAGGGCUGUGAGGUCCUGCUGGAUACCAGCCAGACCUUCGUCAGGCAAGGCUCUCUGAUCCAGGUUCCUAUAACCGAGAAGGGUAAAAUCACACGAGGCCGCCUGGGCUCUCUUUCUCUGAAGAAGGAAGGAGAGAGGCAGUGCUUCCUGUUCUCCAAACACCUCAUCACCUGCACCCGGGGCUCUGGGGGGAAACUGCACCUUACCAAGAAUGGAGUGGUCUCCCUAAUCGACUGCACUCUGAUGGAGGAGCCAGAGGGAACUGAUGAUGAAUCUAAACCAGACAGACCGCUGGACACAGCUGAGCACCUGGACUUCAAGAUCAUCGUUGAGCCCAAAGACAUUCAGUCCUUCACCAUCAUCCUGGUGGCUUCAUCCAGACAGGAGAAAUCUGCCUGGACUAGUGACAUCAGUCAGUGUAUUGACAACAUUCGCUGUAAUGGCUUGAUGAUGAACGCCUUUGAGGAGAACAGUAAAGUCACUGUACCACAGAUGAUCAAGUCUGAUAGCAGUCUUUACUGUGAUGAUGUGGACAUCCGCUUCAGUAAGAUGAUGAACUCCUGUAAGGUCCUUCAGAUCCGCUACGCCAGUGUGGAGAGGCUCCUGGAACGGCUCACCGACCUCCGCUUCCUGUCUAUUGACUUCCUCAACACCUUUCUGCACUCCUAUCGUGUGUUCACUAGCGCUGAUGUGGUCCUCGACAAGCUCAUCACCAUCUACAAGAAGCCCAUCAGUGCCAUACCUGCCCGUUCCUUGGAGCUGUUCUUUGCCAGUAGCCAGAACAACAAGCUGCUGUAUGGCGAGCCUCCGAAAUCCCCUCGGGCCAGUCGUAAGUUCUCCUCUCCUCCUCCUCUCUCCCUCGCCUCCAAGACCUCCUCCAGCUCCCCCAACCGCCGACGCAAGCUGUCCCUGAACAUCCCCAUCAUAACGGGCGGGAAAGCUCUGGAGCUAGCUGCCCUCACCUGCUCGCCCAGCAGCAUGUCCUCCAUGCCUUCCUACAGUAACACCAGCUCAGACAUCAACAAGCUCUACACGUCCAGCAAGAUCCCAGACCACGCCGACACCAAGGCUGAGGAGACAGCCAGCUGCCAUCCAGAUGGGUCAGUGAAGGAAGAGUGUGAGGUGGAUCCAACCACGACCGAUGAGUUUGAGGAAGAGAUGUCACCACCCAAAUCCCCCACUACACCCAAAAACAUCAAGUCCAAAAAUUCAGAGUUCUCUCUGUUCUCCUUCAACAAUGGCAUGGUGGUGUCUUCCUGUCGAGAGCUGGACAACAACCGCAGCGCCCUGUCUGCAGCCUCUGCCUUUGCCAUAGCAACAGCCGGCGCUAAUGAGGGCACUCCCACCAAGGAGAAAUACCGCCGCAUGUCUCUAGCCUGCACAGGCUUCCCUACCGACCAGAGGAAUGGGGACAAGGAGUUUGUCAUCCGAAGAGCUGCGACCAACAGGGUUCUUAACGUCCUGCGCCACUGGGUGUCAAAACACUCUCAGGACUUUGAGGUGAACACUGAGCUGAAUCAGAAGGUAGUCAGUUUCCUGGAGGAGGUGACUCAUGACCCUGAGCUUUUGACCCAGGAAAGGAAGGCUGCAGCCAACAUUAUCAGAACUCUGACCCAGCUGGACCCAGGGGACAAUCAGAUCAGUCUGCAGGAGGUGUAUCAGAUGACAGAGGACAAUAAAACAGAGCCAUUUGAGAACCAUUCUGCACUGGAAAUAGCUGAGCAACUCACCUUGCUGGACCACCUGGUGUUUAAGAUCAUCCCUUAUGAGGAGUUCUUUGGCCAAGGCUGGAUGAAGAAUGAUAAGAACGAGAGGACUCCUUACAUCAUGAAAACAACCAAGCAUUUUAAUGAUAUCAGUGAUCUGAUCGCCACGGAGAUCCUGCACUGUGAGGACAUAAACAUGCGUGUGGUUGUCAUAGAGAAGUGGGUGGCUGUGGCGGAUAUCUGUCGCUGUCUUCAUAACUACAACGCGGUGCUGGAGAUCACGUCUUCUUUGAAUCGCAGCUCUGUGUUCCGUCUGAAGAAGACCUGGCUCAAGGUGUCCAAGCAGACCAAGGCCGUGAUUGACAAGCUGCAGAAGUUGGUUUCUUCUGAGGGAGGAUUUAAGAACCUAAGAGAGGCUCUGAAGAACUGUGACCCUCCGUGUGUUCCAUACCUGGGCAUGUACCUGACUGACCUGGCCUUCAUCGAAGAGGGAACGCCCAACUACACCGAGGAUAACCUGGUCAACUUCUCCAAGAUGAGGAUGAUUUCUCAUGUCAUCAGAGAGAUACGCCAGUUCCAGCAGACUGCAUACAAAAUAGAUCUACAGCCAAAGGCAGCAGCUUAUCUCCUGGACAGCAGUUCAGUGUGGGGCGAGGAGAGACUCUACGAAGCUUCUCUACAAAUAGAGCCCAAAAUCUCCUCCUGAAGAACAGAGACCAAAACCUCCUGGAAAACAGAGCCCAAAGCAUAUUCCUGAACCAUUAAGCUCAACACAUUUUCCUGAAGAACAGAGCCAAAAAUAUUAAUGAAAAAUAAAUAAUAAAUAAUUAAAUCUCUUACUUAAGAACAGCCAGUAAACAUACAGUAUCUUACUGUAUAAUAGAGCCCAACAUACAGUAUCUUCUAGGGUAAUAGAGCCCAACAUACAGUAUUUUCCUAGAUAAUAGAGCCCAACAUACAGUAUCUUCUAGGGUAAUAUAGCCCAACAUACAGUAUCUUCUAGGGUAAUAGAGCCCAACAUACAGUAUCUUCUAGGGUAAUAGAGCCCAUGAACUAAACCGGAAGUGAUUGUUUACUCAGCUAAAAUAUAUCCUCAUGAAACGUUAUAGGGACUAUAAUAGUCUAUACUAUAUAAUGUAUAUUAACUAUUAUUUACAUUAGAUAACGUUAGAAAGUGUCCCUCUAGUAUUUAUUUUCCCAAAAUUGUGUAUAAUUGUUAUUAGAGAUUGAGUAGAAGCUAAUAGAGCUUUUAUUUAUAUAUUUACAUAUUUAGAACUCUUAAUGUUGUUUGAAUGUGUUGGAAAUAGAUACUGCCCCUUCAUAUGAGUCAUCCUCCCAAGCGCUCUGUAACAUUCUUCCUGUACGAUUCUGCAGAGACAUAUUUAGGACAGACUAAACGUUUUAGCUGUAGGACUGUAGUAAUAUUGUGCUCAUUCUUUAAUAUUUUUGCAGUAUUUAUUCUUUUUUACAAAGCAAAACACCUUGUGGUCAAGUACCAUGUCAACAUGUUUCAAUCCAAACUACAGAGAACCAUGUAUUCUACAGAGAACCAUGUAUUCUACAGAGAACCAUGUAUUCUACAGAGAACCAUGUAUUCUCAGUGGAAUAUGUAAUCAUGCAGGUAUAGAAAUGUAACCUUUUAUUUUAUCAUUUUAUCAGUCAUUUUGAAACUAAGGUGUAUUUUACAGAUGAGCCCUAAAUUACAGGAAUGAAAGAAACAUACACACCCAAUACAAAUCAAAGUUGCAGUUAAGCAUGGUCUUAAAACACAAAUUAGUAAUAUGGACCCCUAACAGUUUCCUGAACUGCCAAGGAGGCUCUGUUUAAACUGAAUUGUGGGAGAUGAGCAUUAAAGCAUGAAUGACAUUUGAAGGCGAAGGUCCUGCAUUAUCGGAGACUGCAUUCAGGGUAACGUUUCAUAUGUCGGCUCAACUGAAAAUAACCACUAAAGGGGAAUGUUGCCUAAAAUUCUGGAACACCGAAGUAAUUCCAUACAUUGAAACUAGUAUUGUGGAGUUUCCCGUCAAUGUGGGACCCAUUCAACUAGUUUCAAUGUAUGGAAUCACUUUGGAAUGUUUGGGUAUUAGGUGACCUAUAUAUGUCGAUUGCGCAAUAAGGCUUCAGCAAUACAGAUUGAAUAGAGCCCCUAGAGGCACUAGCAUAUCCAUCAAUACAUGACGGACCCAUACGUUACCCUGUCCACAGCAAACACACUCAACCCACAUUAUUUUGACCACAGCACAUACACUCAAGCCAUACAUUAUCCUGACCACAGCACACACACUCAACCUAUACAUUACCCUGACCACAGCACACACACUCAACCCAUACAUUAUCUUGACCACAACACAUACACUCAAGCCAUACAUUAACCUGACCAUAGCACACACACUCAACCUAUACAUUAUCUUGAUCACAACACAUACACAAAAACCAUACUUUACCCCAACCACUGAGCACACACUCAACCCAUUCAUUAUUUUGACCACAACACACACUCAAGCCAUUUAUUAUCCUGACCACAGCGCACACACUCAAACUAUACAUUAUCUUGACCACAACACAUACACAAAAAACAUACAUUACCCUGACCACAGCGCGCGCACUCAACCCAUACAUUAUCUUGACCACAACACAUACACACAAACCAUACAUUAUACUGACCACAACAGAUGCAUAUCUCACCCUAUAAAUGAUCCUGAUCACAACAGACACUGCUCAAUAACUAUAUUAUCCUGACCACUGCAGAUACAUGUAUCCGCCAUACAUUAUCCUGACGACAGCGGAUACAUGUAUCAACCCAUACAUUAUCCGGUUCCCAGGACACAUCUCAAUGCAUUCAUUUUCCUGACCAUAACAGAUACAUGUCUCAGCCCAUACAGUAUUCCGACACAACAGAUAUGUCUCAACCUAAUGCAUGAUAAUGUACGAAACAGACAUAUCAAACAUAUCCUAACUAUAUAUGAAGUAUUUCCAGUUUUGUUUAAAACUGUUUGCUUUCCUGAAUCCCUUUUGUUAAUAAAUCUAAUUUAUCUCAGGGGUAACAUUGUCUUCAGCUGAUGCUUUAUAUAGGGGUGUAAAUACUGUGCAUAAUUUAGUGUCCGGCGUAAGUAUUGGAACAGUGACAAUUUCUUUUCUUUUGGCUUCUUACUCCGAAAUGUUGGAUUUGAAAUCCAAAAACGUCUUUUGAGUUAUGGAUCAGUUCAUCUUUUGAGGGUUUUUGUGUAUAUAUUGGCUUCACCAUGUAGUCAUGACAACACUUUAUAUAUAGUCUCCCUAUUUAAGGGCACUAAAAGUACUGGAUCAAAUUUAUAUAAUGUUGAAAUUAAAGGCCAAUUUCACUAUAUUUCUUGAUAAGAGAUGGUUCCUCGUCCCGAAACGUGGUCUAGGACAAAAUAAACAGUAGUGGUUCAAUUCUCUCUGAAUAGCUAUUACAGUUUUUUUAAUGACAUUUCCACAACUUCAUCUAACUUAAGCGACCAAUAGUUGUAAAUGGCACAUGCGUGAGCGUGUCCUGGAAAAAUUAUCUUAAGAUAUACUUUUGUGUGAUAUUGUCACCAUCUGUGGUUGCAAGCACCACAUUUCUUAAUGAGCCCCUGUGUUUGGCAAGUGUUAAGACAACUGGGCUUAAAUAUGUGUAUUCUCUCAAUGUAAAACAAUCCCUUAAAGGGCAUUUGGCCCCAAAAAAAAUAUAUAUUUUAAAAAAUUGUAGUUUAUUUUAGCUUAUACAUAAUAUUACAUUGUAGUAAUUUAGCAAAUGCUCUUAUCUAGAAAAACUUACAGUAGUCAGUACAUUAAACUAUAUUCUAUUUAUGUACAAAUCAAACUCACAACCAUGGCAUUACAAGAGUGAAGCUCUUAUUUAGUGGGCUACACAGAUAAGGUUCGGGGUGAGGUUCAAUCAAAGAUCAGUUUGUAAAAUAGUGAAUUUCUCCUUUAAGCACAUAUGAUAUCUGGUCCAAUAUUCCUAGCAUGCAAUGACUACACCAAGCUUGUGACUGUACAAACUUGUUGGAUGCAUUUGCUGUUUGUUUUGGUUGUUUCAUAUUAUUUUGUUCCCAGUAGAAAUGAAUGGUAAAUAAUGUAUUGUCAUUUGAAUACAACAUGAACACUUCUACAUAAUAACGAUACUUUGAUUAUGGAUAAUCGUGAAUGAGUCGUGAAUUAACAUUUGAAACAUUCAAUAGACCAAAGUAAAAGCUACCACUUCAUGUUAAGGAACAACUUAACUUAUUAAUUGUUGUUCAUAAAAUGAAAGUAACUGAAUUCAACGUUUCAAUGUCAACGUUUAUUGUACAAAAAAGCUUUGUUAAUUUCCAACAUUAGAUUACUGAAAUAUUUAAUAUAAAAAUUGUAUUUACAUUUAUAAUCUAUGGAUUGGUUUAGUAUUUAAUUCUGAUUCCUUUUAGGCAGCACCAACUCUUCCUGUGUUCCAGAGACAAAGUUUCCAUGUGGCUUUCAACAAUGUUGAGGACAUUUUCCAAGAAGGUUGCAAAAACCUUUAAAUGUGAUGAUAGUAAUAUGAAUGACAGCGGUGUGCUUGGGUAAAACGCCCCGUUGAGUAAGACACCCCAUACAACCUCAUUCUUAAAGCUUUGUUUGUUCAUCAUUUUUUACGUAAUUCUAUACAAUUUAUUUUGAGGUAGGUUUUUUUUAUUUUGGAGGCCACGGUACGGAACGGUGUGCAGUUUCUUGGUCACGUAUCGGUGUGUCUUCACUACGGCACAAACAUUUUACUGAAGGUCAGUGUGAAGUUUAUUUUGGAAAACAUGCAACACUAAUCCAGGAAUAUAGAUGCCUGAUCAGGGCACAAACUAGAAUACAUUUCAAUACAUAAACAAGGCACAAACUUUGUUUUAAAAUCAUGUAUUGUGGGAACUACCUUUUUGCUGAAAUAAGACGGCGAGAGAAUUGUAACGUGGCUCGAGCACCUUAGAAAAACUAACUCUCAACAGGUCGAUAUCUGCAGCUAUACACACAUUUCUUUAUUAAGUUCUUCAACUAUAUUACACUGCAGAUGAGGGCUAUUCGAGAGCUAAUUUGUUAAGCCAAGCAAUUAUUUUAAUUUCGGUUACUGCGUCAACAAAGUCUCUCGUUUAACCAUUAAAUCAUUUUUUAAUGUUUUUUUACAGUUCAAUCACAUUAAUUAGAGGCAUUUAACAGCUUAGCUAACUAUUAGAUUUUUUUCAGUGUAUUAGUGUGAAAAUGUACCCACGUAUUUCAUACAUCAUUAUAAUUAACGCAAUUGGGAAUAGCAUUUUAGUACACUUAAUCUCCAAAUGUAUUUGAACACACCAAAUGUAUUUUAAAUAUAUAUUUUAAAUAAAUUAGGAGUAUACUGCAAGCGUACGGAACACAUUCAAUAAAGGUAGUGGGCAGGCAUAGAUUAGUUUGACGGUUUUGAUGUUCAACCGGAAAUGAUGGGUCCAAAUUUCACAAGCACAAUUUAGACAUUCAUUUUUCCUCAUAAGGUGUUACCCAAAAACUUUCGUUUUUUUGUGUCAGCAAUUAGACCUUCACCUUCGGGGGCGUCUUGCCCAAUUUUACUUUACUAUCCAUUAGUAACAAGCAGUAAAAAUGUUGGAUCUCACCCUCAAUUGCAGGCACAAAAAGUCAAAUAAUAUUAGAAAUAUGUUAGGGUUAAACACGGCUGGCAAGUUAGAUUACAGAAGGCCCCUCCGGCUUUCUCCAGAACACAUGUAUCAAUACAGCAUGUGUUCAAGUCCAGCCCACUGCCCUUCCAUAAUAUCCCAUUAUCCCAUAAAUCAUAGAAAUACAUACGUAAAGCUCCACUUUUUCAAUUUGUUGAUACAGUCAAACUGACCUUAUUUACUGUAGACUAAGUUAAUUAUGAAGUUGGAUAAUUAUACAACACAAUGACCAACUUCCUAUUCCAACAGGUCCCAUGUUAAACCUAGAUACUGGAGGAGACAUCCCAUCCUGUCCAAUGUCCCAGAUGCAAAUCCUCUAAUAACAACACCUUUUUAACUUUGAGAUUUGAAAUAAAUAGAAAAUAAAUAUUCUGUAUGUACAUAUGUUAAAUUAAGAUUGAUUAACAAUGGACACAAAGUACUUUGCUGGGCUUCAGUUGAACAGUGUGGGGAAAAAACAGCAGCAAGGCAGUAGCAUGAAGUAAGGGCCUAGGAAGGCUGGGCGCAGUGACUGAUGCUUGGGGCUGGCUGGGGGGUCCAGUGACUGAUGCUCAGAGCUGGCUGGGGGGUCCAGUGACUGAUGCUCAGAGCUGGCUGGGGGGUCCAGUGUUUCAGGCCGGGUCCAGUAGCUGAUGCUCAGUGCUGGCUGGGGGGGUCCAGUGACUGAUGCUCAGAGCUUGUUGAUGAUCCUGUGUUUCAGGCCGGGUCCAGUGACUGGGAGCAGGUGUCUGUAUUUGGGCGUGAUGGUGACGAGGGCAGCGAUGCUGUAUGGGUCCGAGACCAUGAGCCGAUGCAACACUGAGCCCUCAUCCAGAAGCUUCUCCAGGCUCUGGCUGUUGGAAGCUGGUGCCAACAAUGGGGUCUCAGGACAGAGUUUGGACUGAGCUAAGCAGAUGCCCUCUCGUAUGGGGUGGGUCAGACAGGAGACCAGAAGUUGUUCCCAACAAAAUCAUGAACUGAUGUAUAUACAUUUACCAUUAAUGAAUGAAGAAUUAUACACUUAAGGGCAUAAUAAAAUACACAUUCACCCAA